This is a messenger RNA of Ostertagia ostertagi, 330 nucleotides long. NCBI's taxonomy places the organism in Eukaryota, Metazoa, Nematoda, Chromadorea, Rhabditida, Trichostrongylidae. The record is from the annotation of a GenBank genome assembly.
AUGGAUAGAAGGCAACGGAUGGCCAUUAAAAUUAAAUGUAGCAACAAUGAGAUAUUCCGUGUCUCGCCUGUGUACUGCCUGCUGGAGCCUGGAGGAUCGCAGAGAUUACAGGUGAUUGUCCGGGAUCCUGGUGAAGCGAAAACCGACAAAAUUGUUCUUCUCUACCGAUACACUACGUUGUCGAACCCACGAGAUGCAUUCACGGAUAUGGAGAAAGAUGAAGGUACACACAAAAAAAUAAUCGCUCUGGUGGCCCGCGAAGAUGUCGACUUAACGUUGGCGCCGACGACAAAUUUGAAAUCAAUUUUGAAAGCUUAUCCACAGUGCUGA